AUGGACAUCAAAAUUAAUAAGACAGAUGACAGCAAACAGUACCUGGAAUACAAUACCUUGGGAGGUGUCUUCGACUUUUACUUCUUGGCCGGACCGACUCCUAAAGACGUCAGUUCGCAGUAUGCCGGUGUCGUUGGGCUUCCAGCUAUGCAGAGUUAUUGGACGUUUGGUUUCCACAAUUGCAAAUACGGCUAUCGGGAUGUGUACGAGGUAGCCGAAGUGGUCUACAAUUACAGCCAAGCAGGGAUUCCAUUGGAAACAAUGUGGACAGACAUUGACUACAUGGAUGGCAGAAGAGUCUUCACGCUCGAUCCCUUGAGGUUCCCAACCCAUAAGAUGCGUGAAUUGGUGUCAUAUCUUCAUGCCCACGACCAACACUAUAUAGUCAUGGUUGAUCCAGCAGUGAGCGUGAGCAACAACAGUGCCUUCCAAAGAGGUAAAGAAAAUGGUGUCUUCUUGCAACAUCAAAAUGGCAGUCUUUACGAAGCCGAUGUCUGGCCAGGUCUAACAGCCUUCCCUGACUGGUUCAACCCGGUUACGGCUCCCUGGUGGAACGGGGAGUUCAACAUAUUCUUCAGUCCAGAGAGCGGCGUCGAUAUUGACGGUCUGUGGAUUGAUAUGAACGAGGCCUCCAACUUUUGCCCUUACCCUUGCACGGACCCGGCUGGCUAUGCGAUUGAAAAUGAUUUACCUCCUUCACCACCACCUGUUCGGUCGAAUCCCCGUCCUUUGCCUGGAUUCCCGUCAGACUUCCAGCCUUCCGGGUCAAAACGCUCCGUGAAACGAGCAUCCACCAAAGGAAAGAAAGUCGGCUUGCCUGGCCGUGAUUUAAUCAAUCCACCAUACCAGAUUGCCAAUGCUGCAGGAUCUCUCAGUAACAAAACCAUUGACACAGACCUUAUUCAUGCUGGUGAAGGUUACGCCGAGUACGACACGCAUAACCUAUACGGUACAAUGAUGAGUUCCACUUCACGCGGAGCCAUGCUCCAGCGUCGUCCAAAAGUAAGACCACUGGUAAUUACUCGCAGCACAUUUGCUGGAGCUGGAGCACAUGUUGGGCACUGGCUCGGCGACAAUGCCAGCUUGUGGGAGAAAUACCGGAUUUCCAUUGCCCAAAUGCUGUCUUUCGCAUCCAUUUUCCAGAUUCCAAUGGUUGGAUCAGACGUGUGCGGGUUCAUAGGCAACACCACCGAAGAGCUCUGUGCCCGUUGGGCCACACUGGGCGCUUUCUACCCUUUCUACCGCAACCACAACGAUAUUGAGGGCAACCCCCAGGAGUUCUAUCUGUGGCCAAGCGUAGCUGAAGCAGCCCGCAAAGCUAUCGACAUCCGCUACCGACUCCUCGACUACCUCUACACCUCGUUUCACAGACAAACCUUGACCGGGGAACCGUUCUUGCAGCCAUUGUUCUACCUGUACCCAGAAGACCCAAACACAUUCCCGAUCGAACUCCAGUUUUUCUUCGGCGACGCCCUCCUCAUCAGUCCCGUCACAGAUGUAAAUCUUACCUCCGUUGAGGCGUAUUUGCCGAACGAUCUCUUCUACGACUGGUAUACCGGUCUGCCUGUGCGCGGUACAGGGGCAAACGUCACCCUUGACAAUAUCGAUAAAACCGAUAUUCCUAUUCACAUCCGCGGAGGAAGUAUAAUCCCCCUUAGGAAGACAAGCGCAAACACGACGACUGCACUCCGUCAGAACGGUUUCGAAAUCCUCAUUGCCCCAGGUCUGGACGGCAAGGCAUCGGGAAGCCUCUACCUCGAUGACGGGGAGUCCCUUGAACAGAAUUCCACCGCAGAAAUAAAGUUCGAGUAUGAGAACGGCGUUUUUAGUCUCUUCGGCACCUUCGACUACCUCCCUGCAGCGUCGAUCGAGACUGUUACUUUGCUAGGACAAACGUCGCAGCCACACGUUACUAGGGCAGUCCAGGAUAGUGCUGUUGAGGGAUAUGAGUAUGACGCAGGUCGCCAGAGUGUCAUGGUUAAGACGAACAUCGGCCUUACUGGACCUGCACAAGUGAGUUUCAAAUAG
Messenger RNA from Monascus purpureus, 2028 nucleotides. The record is from the annotation of a GenBank genome assembly. Lineage: Eukaryota; Fungi; Ascomycota; Eurotiomycetes; Eurotiales; Aspergillaceae.